GCCGCGCAUCUCCUUCUCUCCCCACUCCGGAGACUCGAAUACAUAGGCCUUGCCGCUUCACCGUGUCUCGAGACUUCUACUAAGAGAAUUUAAGAUAGGAGUUGUUGAGAAAUGUUUACAAAUAAUGAAAGACAAGAAGAACGUACUGGCAAACAUGGAACACCAAGGCUUCAAUAUCUACAGGAGCUUGUGAGUCAAUUUCAAAAUGCAACUGAUGAAGAAACAAAGGAGAGAAUUGUAGCAAACUUGGGGAAUUUUGCAUAUGACCCUUACAACUACACUAUUUUACGUCAGCUAAAUGUCUUGGAGCUAUUCAUAGACUGUCUAACAGAGCCAAAUGAGAAGCUUGUGGAAUUUGGAAUAGGAGGAAUAUGCAACGCUUGUGCCGAGCCAAACAAUGUUGCUACCAUUGUACAAGCUGAUGGAACUCCUCUUAUAAUCAAAUGUUUAUCAAGUCCUGUACGAAACACUGUGAAUUACGCGCUUGGGGCUUUGUACUACAUGUGUGACUAUAACAGAGCAACAAGAGAACAGAUUUUGAAAGAAGAAGUGGUGGAUCUCAUCGAGAGGUACGGAGCUGCUGAAUCAGUCAGUGUAAGCUUUAGUAACUUGGCUAAGGCGUUUCUUGACAAGCAUGUUCAUGCAAAUUAAACAGAUGAGACCUUUUGAAAAUUUAUAGUGUCUAUUCUUGGUUCCUAUCAACUAGUUUGGAUUCAGCUUGAAACAUACCAAAGAUUGUGGAUGAUAACAUAUUGUUAGCAAAAUAUGAUUGAAAAAUUUAACAUUAUGAAUUUGCAUGUAAAUAUGUCUCAAAUUUAUAUA
Messenger RNA from Capsella rubella, 822 nucleotides. RefSeq names its product armadillo repeat-containing protein 7. The coding region runs from base 112 to 651 and encodes 179 amino acids. The transcript is spliced from 7 exons. Lineage: Eukaryota; Viridiplantae; Streptophyta; Magnoliopsida; Brassicales; Brassicaceae. The record is from RefSeq and is a predicted model, not a curated record. Gene Ontology annotation, molecular function: protein binding.